AUGAGAGGCAUCCAGCUGGCGCAGUAUGUGAAGGGGCCGUAUGAGCUCAAGGUCUCAGAGCUGCCAGAUCCUAAGCCGGGCCCGGACGAGUAUCUCAUCGAGGUCCAUGCGGCAGCGACAAACUUCUUUGAUAUCCUGCAGAUCCAGGGCAAAUACCAGCAUCAGCCUCCAUUUCCCUGGAUCUCGGGGGCCGAAUUCGCCGGGGUUGUGCUGGCCACGCCAUCAGGGUCCAAGAACCCCAAGUUCCCCGUCGGCUCCCGCGUGUUCGGAGCCACUCAGGGCGCAUAUGCCACCAAGGCAGUUGCCAGGGAGGUCAGCAUGUUGCCUGUCCCGGAGGGCUGGAGCUACAGAGAGGCAGCUGGGCUGUUUGUGACGGCACCGACAAGCUACGGUGCGCUGGUUGUCCGUGCCGGAGUCAAAGCGGGCGACUACGUUCUCGUCCAUGCAGCCGCCGGAGGUGUCGGCCUUGCUGCUGUUCAAGUUGCAAAGGCGUUUGGCGCAACCGUCAUCGCCACAGCCGGCACCCAGCGCAAGCUCGAGGUGGCCAAGUCCUUCGGCGCCGACCACGUCGUCGACUACCGCGAUCAGAAAUGGCCCGAAAUUGUCAAGAAGUUGACGCCCAAGGGCAGAGGUGUCGACAUUGUUUACGACCCUGUGGGCCUGGUCGACAAGAGCACCAAGUGCACAGCCUGGAAUGGCCGGGUCCUGAUUGUCGGGUUUGCUGCCGGCACGAUCGAGAAGGUGGCUAUGAACAAGGUGCUGCUCAAGAACAUCAGUCUAGUGGGCAUCCACUGGGGCCAAUAUGCGGUUCAUGAGAAGGAAACGGUCGUCAAGGUGUGGCAGGGCAUCAUGAAGCUGAUAGCCGAAGGGAAGUUCAGGGGCACCGAGUUCACGGACAAGGAGUUCGUGGGGCUCGAGGCUGUUCCAGCCGCAUUGAAGGCUCUUGGGAGCAGAGAGACCUGGGGGAAACUGUUCUCCUCGUACUUAAGACGCACCCUCCGCUCCAGCGCUACCGGUUUCUCCGUAGCUGCUGCCGCAACGCUCUCCAAGAAGACCGCCACGCCGUACCACAGUGAGAUACAGACAAUUGGAAAGCGGAGGAUGCACAACAAGGUUGUCAUCAUCGGCUCCGGGCCGGCGGCCCAUACUGCCGCCAUCUACUUGGCCCGCGCCGAGUUGAAGCCCGUCCUCUACGAGGGCUUCAUGGCCAACGGUAUCGCGGCGGGCGGCCAGCUGACCACGACCACCGAGAUCGAGAACUUCCCAGGCUUCCCGGAGGCCGUGACGGGCCAGGAGCUGAUGGACAAGAUGCGCAACCAGUCGGAGCGCUUCGGCACCGUCAUAGUCACCGAGACGGUCGCUAAGCUCGACCUUUCCAAGCGGCCCUUCGAGUACGCCACCGAGUGGAGCCCUGACGAGGUGCACACCGCCGACGCCAUUAUUCUGGCAACGGGGGCGUCCGCCCGCCGGCUCGGGUUGCCCGGCGAGGACAAGUACUGGCAGAACGGUAUCUCGGCAUGCGCAGUCUGCGACGGGGCGGUGCCGAUCUUCAGAAACAAGCCGCUAGUGGUGAUCGGAGGCGGGGACUCCGCCGCCGAGGAGGCCAUGUUCCUGACCAAGUACGGCAGUCAUGUGACGGUGCUCGUGCGGAGGGACAAGCUGCGUGCGAGCAGCAUCAUGGCGAAGCGGCUGUUGAAUAACAAAAAGGUUACGGUGCGGUUUAACACCGUGGGAGUCGAAGUCAAGGGCGACGAGAAGGGCCUGAUGAGCCACCUCGUCGUCAGGAACGUGACUACCGGUCAGGAAGAAACGCUCGAGGCGAACGGGUUGUUCUACGCUAUCGGCCACGACCCAGCCACGACUCUCGUCAAGGGCCAGCUCGAGACGGACGAGGACGGCUAUGUCGUGACGAAGCCGGGCUCUACACUUACUAGUGUGAAGGGUGUGUUCGCGGCGGGGGAUGUCCAGGACAAGAGGUAUCGGCAAGCGAUUACCAGCGCAGGCACCGGAUGCAUGGCUGCCCUGGAUGCGGAGAAGUACUUGGCCGACCUUGAAGAGGAGCAGGUGGACGGAACAGCAAGCAAUGGCAAGAUAUAG
This is a messenger RNA of Chaetomium strumarium, 2097 nucleotides long. RefSeq lists its product as uncharacterized. The record is from RefSeq and is a predicted model, not a curated record. Lineage: Eukaryota; Fungi; Ascomycota; Sordariomycetes; Sordariales; Chaetomiaceae. Gene Ontology annotation, molecular function: thioredoxin-disulfide reductase (NADPH) activity; zinc ion binding. The transcript has 6 exons. Bases 1 to 2097 code for a protein of 698 amino acids. Gene Ontology annotation, cellular component: cytosol; cytoplasm. Gene Ontology annotation, biological process: removal of superoxide radicals; cell redox homeostasis.